GGAAAUUUGCAAAAAUCUGAUCGUGCUUCUCCAGAGAUGCUGUUGUCUACAUCUCACUACCAGGUCCUUUGAGAGCUUUUGGGAACUUAAAACUCGUGGUUCCCCGCGAUCUUGAAUCGAGAUAUCAGUUUCAAUCAUCAAUCAUACCCUGGUUCACGAGACCUUUUCCCCGCAGUUGUGCGUCAUACGGAAGCGAACCCUAUCUAUUUGCGGAAACUUGCCUCGAUCGCGAUCAUUGCCGUGUUUCCUUUGAGAGAGAAGAUAAUUGUCCAACCGCGAAACAUUUCUAAAGCACUCCAACAUGGAUGGACCAGAUCAGAUUGGUCCUGACCUGCGUCCCAAGCGAACUUGGGCCGAUAAAGGCCGUCGGAUUGUCAAAACCUUCACCACGAGGGAUGGCUUAAUAGGAGACUACGAUUAUGCAUACCUUUUUACACCCAGAAUUCCUUUUAUGAAGCAAACGAGGCGAACGGCACCUUUUUUUGGACUGGAUGAUCGAGUACCGGUUUUUCUGGCUCUUCUUUUGGGCUUACAACAUGCCCUAGCAAUGUUGGCUGGAGUUAUCUCGCCCCCAAUUCUCCUGGGUGGUUCUUCCGGAGCCAACUUUGGAGAUGAAGACUACCAGUACCUAGUGUCGACCUCCCUAAUCGUAUCUGGGUUACUGUCCGCCCUUCAGAUGUGCCGCGUUCACAUCUAUAAAACGCCCUACUCGAUCGGUACGGGCCUGAUCUCAGUCGUGGGUACCUCGUUCUCGAUUAUUACCGUAGCGUCGGGAACUUUCACUCAGAUGUAUUCGUCCGGAUACUGUCCCGUUGAUGCCCAGGGCAACCGUCUACCUUGUCCGAAGGGCUAUGGAGCUCUCCUCGGCACCUCCUGUCUAUGCUCUUUACUCCAGAUUGGCCUUUCAUUCAUAAGCAGCAAGGUCUUGAAACGCGUCUUCCCACCCCUGGUUACUGGACCAACUGUCCUCCUGAUCGGAGCAUCCCUUAUUGAGAGCGGCAUGAAAGACUGGGCAGGAGGCUCAGGCGGCUGUGGCAGCGACCCCUCCGCCCGUGCCCUUUGUCCCAGCGCAGAUGCACCGCACGCUCUUCCCUGGGGUAGUGCAGAGUUUAUCGGUCUCGGAUUCUUGGUCUUCUUGACCAUUAUUCUGUGCGAAAGAUUCGGCUCCCCCAUCAUGAAAUCUUGCGCCGUUGUCAUCGGUCUGCUGGUCGGAUGCAUUGUGGCGGGAGCAUGUGGCUACUUCGACCGCUCAGGCAUUGAUGCAGCUCCAGUAGCGUCUUUUAUCUGGGUCCGGACAUUCCCCCUAACGAUAUACGCGCCGCUUAUCCUCCCCUUGCUGGCCGUCUACAUCGUGAUCAUGAUGGAAUCAAUCGGCGACAUCACAGCCACAUGCGACGUUUCCCAAGUGGAAGUGGAGGGGCCCAACUUCGAUUCACGUAUUAGAGGCGGUGUCCUGGGCAACGGUAUCACCUGCCUCCUCGCAGGCCUAUGCACCAUCACACCCAUGUCCGUCUUCGCCCAAAACAACGGCGUAAUCGCUCUGACGAAAUGCGCAAACCGCAAGGCCGGAUACUGCUGCUGCCUCUUCCUCAUAAUCAUGGGCAUCUUCGCCAAGUUCGCUGCCGCACUCGUCGCCAUCCCCAGCUCUGUCCUCGGUGGUAUGACCACCUUCCUCUUCUCUUCCGUCGCUAUCUCCGGUAUCCGUAUCAUUUCCACCAUCCCGUUCACACGUCGCAAUCGUUUCAUCCUCACGGCUUCUUUCGCCAUUGGUAUGGCUGCCACAUUGGUACCGGACUGGUUCCAAUACUUCUUCACCUAUAGCGGUGAUAACCACGCCCUGCAGGGGCUUCUAGAUGCUGUGGUGCUCGUUAUGACCAACGGGUUCGCAGUCACCGCUGUGUUGGGUUUGAUUCUCAACCUUCUUAUCCCGGAAGAUCCGGAGGAAGAAGCGGCCAUCUUGGACGCCAGGGGUAGCGAGGUCCGGAGUGAGAGCGAAGAGACGAAGGCCACCUCGGAGUCCCCGCACUAUAAGACCGAAGAGGUUGGUCCGGCUACUGUAUAAUAAUGGUUUUGGCUUUCUGUUAGUAUAUAACGACCCUUGAGAGGGUCUAAUUAAAGGAUACCCUAUUGAGUUGCGCCUAUAGUGACUCAGAUGACCUACAAUUCGAAUCUUGUUUCACUUCCA
Aspergillus caelatus is the source of this 2185-nucleotide messenger RNA. RefSeq names its product nucleobase:cation symporter-2 family protein. Gene Ontology annotation, cellular component: fungal-type vacuole; membrane. The transcript has 3 exons. Gene Ontology annotation, biological process: xanthine transport; transmembrane transport. The record is from RefSeq and is a predicted model, not a curated record. Gene Ontology annotation, molecular function: xanthine transmembrane transporter activity. Bases 302 to 2062 code for a protein of 586 amino acids. NCBI's taxonomy places the organism in Eukaryota, Fungi, Ascomycota, Eurotiomycetes, Eurotiales, Aspergillaceae.